Aureobasidium musti is the source of this 588-nucleotide messenger RNA. The record is from the annotation of a GenBank genome assembly. NCBI's taxonomy places the organism in Eukaryota, Fungi, Ascomycota, Dothideomycetes, Dothideales, Saccotheciaceae.
AUGUCACGAUCUUCUUGUAAUACUAUCUUGCAAUUUCAUUUCUCUUCUCAAUCUUUCAUCGCAUCAGUCCGGUUCUAUAACAUGCAUUUCAUCAACACACUCCUUCUCGGCGCUGGUGCCAUCUCAAUGGCCAGCGCAGCAACCACACCACAAUACCUCACCCUCGGCACUUUAAACUCCAACACGCCCAGCGGCAUCCACACACCCGCCCUAUCCACCAUCAGCUUCCCCAUCACCGACUCCAAGACCAAAGCGACCACCACCUGCACCAUCCAAUGGGACUGGACCAANAAGCCCUCUUCCUCAUGGACACCCUGCAAAGACUCCUCCUUCAGCAUCAAGGUCUCCAACUACAAGACCAUGACGGAUUUCAAAUUGGAUCUGCAACAUCAGUAUAACACCAAGACGGGCAAGAAGUGUGUUAAUCCUAAUGGCACUGGGUGUACUACUACCUUGGCUUCGACGACGGUUUCGAAGACUGUGGCGGGAUUCCAGAGUUAUUGUGGUGCUUCGGGGGCUUGUGGGGCUGUUGGGAAGAAGGGUGUUAAGGUUGCUGUUUCUUCGUCAAAGACUGGUACGCAGAAGUAG